Candidozyma auris is the source of this 426-nucleotide messenger RNA. RefSeq lists its product as uncharacterized. The coding region runs from base 1 to 426 and encodes 141 amino acids. The transcript has a single exon. Gene Ontology annotation, cellular component: membrane; endomembrane system. The record is from RefSeq and is a predicted model, not a curated record. Lineage: Eukaryota; Fungi; Ascomycota; Pichiomycetes; Serinales; Metschnikowiaceae.
AUGUCUGAGGAACAGCAGCAGCAGCAAGAGCCAGAGCUUAACGAGUUUCAGAAAUACAAUAACGCCGUGGACCAGACAAAGCUACCCUUGUUCAGUAGGGCCCAGCUACAGCGGUACAACGGGGUGGACCGACCCGAAAUCUACGUUGCGAUCCGAGGAAUCAUCUACGACGUUACUCAUAACCUGAAGAGCUAUGGCCCAGGUAAAGCGUACAAUCGUCUUGUGGGUAAAGAUGCUAGCAGACAACUAGGAACCAACAAGCUACAAUUGGGGCCCAACGAGCAAUUGGCCGAUGAUCCUGAAAACACGUGGUAUACGGGAGACUUAACAGAGAAACAGAACCAGACGGUGGACAAAUGGGGGGAUUUUUUUAGAAAGAGGUAUAAGAUAGUAGGGUUGGUGGUGGAUCAGCAUGACCGGGACUAG